UCGGAUUUCGAAUAUUUCAGAAUAAAUGUAGGUACUUAUUAAAAUACCUUUGUAUAUUAUAAUAUUCUAUUUACGUUUAAUGUUGUAAUAUCUUUCAACGAUUUUCCACACUCGUGAGUACUAAACAUAAUAAUUAAUAACUAUAUAAUAACAUAAUACACCGAUCGAUGGAAAUGAUGGAAUUAGUAGUUUUCAAUUAUAACGCAUUUUUCGGUCACAGAGAAUAUUAUAAUAUAAAGAUAAAUAUUUUCACUUAUAUGCAGUAAAUUAAUUUUUAUUAUGAAAACCUAAACCUAUAAUUAUUAUGUCCAGUGGUUGUAUUUAGAUAAAGGGGUGGAAUGCAGAAGUCAUCCCCUUCUCAGUUGGUUGAAAAAGUAUUUUUUUUCUAUAGAAUAAUCAUGUUGAUAAGACAAUUUUUUCAUUUCUUAAACGACCAGUGUGUGGGAGAACAUAUAUUAUGUCUGUUUUGCUUUUUCGCUGGGUAUUCAAGCUCUUUUGCUAAUUACAUCUAUGGUCAAUAAACAUUUCAGAGUGUUAGUUUUGUAACCCAUUAGAUAUAAUAAUAAUAAUAUAAGACGAUGGUUAUAAGAUAAAUACAAAAUGGGAGCAAUAAUCAACUAAUAAGAUUUUGUGAUCGACCGAAUUACUAGCAUCGUAAAUUAGUCGGUUUAAACUUUUAUGAAUUCUAUGAAAUUAAAUAUUAUAAUUAAAUUAAACCAGUAUAAUAACUCCUAGUAGGUACCUAUACACAUAUCGUAAAUAUUAUGUAUAUGAACAAAUUUUACAUUUCUACAGGUUUACGUUUACUACUAUUGGGAUUACUACUUAAAAAAUAAAUAUUACAUUCAAACCAUGUUCAAAUAACCGAAAAUAUUUAGCCUUAAGUGUAAAAUUUGACAAAAACUCGGAAGACUAAUAUGAAAAUAAUUUAAUAAUAGUUUUAUGUUCAUUAAAAUUGCCCACCCAAACUAGGAAAAUUCCUAUAAACAUCCCUAUAGCUGCCCAUCUUUGGUUACGAUUUCAAUGACCGCAAUGGUUGCCAUUCAUCGAUAUUUUGACCGUUAUUUUAUUAAUAAGAUAUUAUACACUUACUCAUUGAUUUCUGGCAUACGUAUUUACAAAACAUUAACAUUUUAUGUUUAAUAUUUUCAAUCGACGUAUUGGUACAAUAGUGCUCUAUUCAUAUAGCUGAUAUUUAUUUAAACAUAAAAGAUCAAUUACACACAAACUUAACAACUAACAAUAAAUAAUACAUUGACAUACCUAUACCUAUUAUGUUUAGUGUUUAUUACUAUACAUUAUCGUUCUGGUAUUGUUACUCAUUAUAAAAAUUGCCUUUAUUACUUUUUAGAUUUUGUAUCUAUAUGUAAACUAUUUUGUUAGGGCUAUAGCCAGUAUUCAUUUCAGACCUUCAUGGGAAGAUACUUUAGGGAGGUCAUAUUUUGAUUUUCUCAGUUUUCCCAAUAAAUGAGAAAUACCUAGGGGAAAUAUGGAAAAACAGGAAAAACGUAAAGAAAACGGGAAAUAUGUACGAUAUUAAACAAAUAUUAUUAAAUAAAAUAUAUUAUGCAUACCUAUGUAAUUAUUUUACCAUAAUAUGCACCUAUAUUGUUGACAAAGCAGCACUAUCAAUCAAACCCAGCUCAGAAUCGUUUUUUCGUUAGCAAUGGUUGCUUACAGAUAUAUAUUAAAUUUCCCCUCUGCUACCUUUCCAACUUCUCACUGAUAACAGUGGCUGCACCCGUCCCUAUUAUCCUAGAGCAGCUUAUUUUAUUUUAUUUUCAAUAAGAUGAAUCGUAAUUGGCCUAAAAUUAAUUUCACAUAUAGUUUUCUUAGUAAUGCCAUAUAUUUUCAAGGAGUGGUAUACAUUUUUCUGCGGGAGGUAAUACCCCUCCCCCCCAGUUACGCCCUGAAAUAAACAGGCCUAUAGCCCUCCAAAAGAACUAACGCUACUUCUAUGACUUAAGUACUAUUGUUUAUCUAACUUAAUAAUUUAACUUAAUUAGGUUAAUUAUUAUUUCCAUUAACUUAUCCACAAAAAUGAUAAGUAUAUACCACAGGGCCGGUUUUAAAAGAGGCACUGGUGGGCAGUUGCCUGGAAGCGGCAUACUUUGGGAGCAGCAAAAUUAUCUCAGAUAAAAUUAACAAAAAAUGAAUUUUUUCUUUGUAUUGAGGUAGAUUUAUCUUCUCAAAAAUGAUUAUACAUCUUAUUUUGUUUUUUUUUAAUUCACAUAUACAUACAUUUUUUUCUACCUAUAUUUCAUCAUUUUAAAUAAAAAAAAAUAAAUGUUAUUAACUAAGUAUGUAGGCACCUAAUUUAUUAUUAAAUAUUAGUUGGUUUAUUUUUACUAGUAAAACUAGUAAUCUAAGGAAUCUAAGUAAUCUAAUAGGGAUUGUCGAUUGUAGGAUUCACCAAAAUAAAACUAUUUUUAACAGUCGAUGACGAUUGUUCAGGUUUUUAGGAAAUAUGUAAAAAUUGUAUAAUAAUAAUAUUUAUGUGUUGUUGACAGCUGAAUAUAGGUAUUGACAUUUUAUUUAAGUAGUCAUAUUAUUCAUAACGUAAAUACAAUACGUAAUCUCAUGUGUUAUGUGAGUAUGACCAUUGUAAAGUUUUUACUAAACAUUUAACUUUAAAAAUUUGAAUAGUAAAAUAAUCGGCUACCUAUUUAAUUUUAAUGAAGUUAUAAAAAAUACAAACAAAAUAAAUACCAUGUUUAAACUGAUAAGUAGGUAAACAAUAUCUAAAGAGGAAUUAAACGUACUUGAAGUAUUAAAUAUUGAAUGAGACAUAACAAAACAAAUUAAAUAUGACAUUAUAGACAUUAUAGAUAAUUUUGCUGAUAUUCAAUCAAGAAAAAAAUUGUAAAAUAAACAAUAAAUAUUAUUAUAUUACAUAUUAUUAAUUGUGUAUCAUUCAUUACUAUGAAUACUAUAGUAGAUUCUAGGUAGAUGGUACCUAAGUUAUAAAUUAGUUACUUGUGUUUUCUUUUGUAUAGUAUACCUACUAUUAAACAUGUAUAGAGAAUGCAUACCAAGUUAAAAUUGCCAAAACUUAAUUGCGAAUUAAAUUAUCAAUGAGAAAGGGAAAUAUAAAAAAUGAAUUUAUUUUAUGGCUCCUGGUGAAAAAAAAUAAGCUACCACUACUGUGAUUUAAAAAAAAAGUUUUUGUUGAAAAGGGGCGCCAUUAAUGUUAUGCUUGGGGGCACAAAAUCCCUAAAUACGGCCUUAGAUAUGGUAUAUGAUCCAAGCUCUGAAUUUGAAUAAUUUACCAAUGAUUUGAUUAUCCACAAUCAUGUUACGAUAAAUAAAAAUGAUAAAUUAUAAUUUUACUGGAAUAUUUUAUACUUUUGUAAUAAUAUUAUGUAGUUCGAUUAAUAAUUGUAGUAAAUAUAAUUUUCAGAUUUACACUGUACUUGAAAGAACGAGCAAUUGUGUCUGGCCAAUUUCGAUCCCACUGUGUAUGUAUGUGUGGUAUGUACGCUUCUGAUCACAGCAUCAUACGGUUCACUGGAGUGCUAGUAUUAGAAGAGCUGUGGUAAUAUAAAUACUCUGGCACGAAUACUUAUUCUAAGGUACGUUUCAAUACUGAAACACUCAUGUUCAAUUGCACUCUCCGGUUGAUCAAUUUUACAUUUCCAACGUUUUCACAAAAUAUUCGUAAGAUAUAGGUUACAGAUACACUUGCGUAAUGUUUUUAUGCGACCGAUGUAUAUUUUAACAGCACCGGUAACCUGUAGGAAUGCUACAUUUUUAAACGGGUUCUAUUAUCUAAUGGUGCUAAUUAAAUAUAAUAUUUUAUAUUAUAAACCACGAUAAUAUAUGUAUACUAUAUAGGUACUGUAAACUAUAA
This is a messenger RNA of Cinara cedri, 3850 nucleotides long. The record is from the annotation of a GenBank genome assembly. Lineage: Eukaryota; Metazoa; Arthropoda; Insecta; Hemiptera; Aphididae.